CAGGAAGCCGACGUUGAACGCAAGGGAACCGACUGUGCCCGCCCACAAUCAUCCGGGUCAACGCGCCGGACAGAACAACAAUCUGCGAGCUGGUUCGUGGGGGCUGCACGUGAGGGAACGCGCCGGAGAGGUCAACAACAACCUGCUUGUGCGAGGCUGAACGCGCACACCACCAUUUGGUUAAAUCGCCGGAGUCAAACACCCGGUCGAGCGUUGAAUCGGUGAGGCAGAAGCACCCGUACUCAGCCAACGACCAUUUCGAACGACCAGCAGGAAGCCGACGUUGAACGCAAGGGAACCGACUGUGCCCGCCCACAAUCAUCCGGGUCGACGCGCCGGACAGAACAACAAUCUGCGAGCUGGUUCGUGGGGGCUGCACGUGAGGGAACGCGCCGGAGAGGUCAACAACAACCUGCUUGUGCGAGGCUGAACGCGCACACCACCAUUUGGUUAAAUCGCCGGAGUCAAACACCCGGUCGAGCGUUGAAUCGGUGAGGCAGAAGCACCCGUACUCAGCCAACGACAAUUUCGAACGACCAGCAGGAAGCCGACGUUGAACGCAAGGGAACCGACUGUGCCCGCCCACAAUCAUCCGGGUCAACGCGCCGGACAGAACAACAAUCUGCGAGCUGGUUCGUGGGGGCUGCACGUGACGGAACGCGCCGGAGAGGUCAACAACAACCUGCUUGUGCUAGCUCCGCGAGGCUGAACGCGCACACCACCAUCUUGUUACAUCGCCGGAGUCACCCGGUCGAGCGUUGCAUCGGCGAGGCAGAAGCACCCGUACCCAGCCAACGACCAUUUCGAACGUUCCAGACCAGCAGGAAGCCGACGUUGAACGCACGGGAACCGACUGUGCCCGCCCACAAUCAUCCGGGUCGACGCGCCGGACAGAACAACAAUCUGCGAGCUGGUUCGUGGAGGCUGCACGUGAGGGAACGCGCCGGAGAGGUCAACAACAACCUGCUUGUGCGAGGCUGAACGCGCACACCACCAUCUUGUUACAUCGCCGGAGUCAAACACCCGGUCGAGCGUUGCAUCGGCGAGGCAGAAGCACCCGUACUCAGCCAGGAAAUUGAACUCGUCCCUAUUCAGCCUACAACCAACUUGCUCACCGUUCACCGUUCUAAUCUUCCCAGCUGUCGUAAUUCGACUGGUUUGAAGAACUUGGACUCCUGGCGCAAAGGGCAACGUUAGCGUACGUAAAAAUGGCUGAUGACGCAGCGAAGGCAUUUCUUAUCCAGCAUAAAUUGGGUCAUUUAAUAGAAAUUUUCGAGGCUGCAGGAGCAACUAAAGCAGAGUUCAACUAUCUCCGACAAAAUUUGGUGGAGCUCAUGGCCCUCGUGCCCCAGUUGACUGACCGCAGAAAAUUUGCCGAAGCGUUUGACGCAGAACAGGCGUCCUCUUCAUCAGCUCAACCAGUCGCCGCUACAAACUCGAAAGCUGUGUCGAUACGAGCGAACCUUGAGACCAUUUGUCAAAGUUCGGAUGAAGGAAAAAAGUUCUGGGUUAUUAAAGACAAGCAAUUCGAUGAAAAUGAAAGGAAACUGCUGGCUCGGGUUAUUACCAAGUAUUUCUUCGAGGCCGGCGGCGGGUCUAUAUCUAUGCAAAUGUUUUAUGAAAUGGUUAAAAUCAUUCAGCUUCAGUUCCCGAAAGAGUCUUGUCACACAUAUUACGUUCCAGGAAGUGGAAAGAUUAAACCACGUGGAAAACUAUUUUCCGCAUACAGAACCCUACAAGAACACCAACGCGAACAAGAAGGUCCCAAAAAAGGUAAACGAGUGAUUAAGAAAGUAUCGGUAACUAAACACGACAAAUUCAAAGAGCAGGCUACCCAAAAUUGGUCAGAGUUAUCUGAAAAAGAGAAGGAUGAGUGCAACAGUUCUAAACUGCGUCUUAACACAAUUCCCUACAAUCGUUCAAACGAAAUCUUUGAAUGUUGGGAUGAGUGUUUCCCGAUCAGGCGGCAUGAAAUCAUGUCUGAAACUUUUAAAAUGAGCGAAUACAAUAUAUUGUAUAACUUCGAAAAAGCCAACGAGUUGAUUUCGAAGGAUUUUGUACAAGUGAAUGGGCAAUUUCUGCAUAUUUCUUCGAAAUUGCCAUGUUUCCUGAAAAAAUUUUCUAAAAUCUUCCAAGGUUAUCGUAAAAAUUUUCGCGAUGACCAGAAGCUGACGGAUGAGAUUGUUAAAACCUUUAAUAAUGAAACGGCAAUAAACGAUCGAUCUAUAUUUCUCGCCUUCUAUUCGCUCCCGUUAAUUCUACGAGAAAAUUUCGUUAGCAAUGGCGAGAAACGGUUCCGUCCAUCUCUAUUUAUGACUCGAGAAGCGUUUAUCACGAUGAUCCCGGUAUGAAUAUUUUUUAUAUUUUAAAAAUAUCUGCUGUUACUAAUGAAAACAACGUCAUUUAUUUUUUAGACGGAAGCAACAUUGGCCGAGACGAGAAAAAAACGGAAAGAAAAUGCUCUUUCUAGGAAAGUAACGAUCCAACCUUACAUUAUAGCGGUAGGCUCCGUCGCUUGUAUCACAAGGUACUUCGUUGUUUUUGACGAGUUGCUCAUCUCUUGUGCAACUUGUAUGGAAGCUAUUGAUCUGCACUAUAAAAUGCACGAUGCGUUUAAUCUACAAUACGCGGUGGAUUGUCGAAGUGUACUAAUCUUCAUCCAAAAAUUUUUCUAUGCGCUUAAUUAUGACGGUGAUUAUCCAGUGCCACAAGUUGAAACAUUAAUCGCUGAUUUCGAGAAAUGAUAUAAAGAAUGUAUCCCAGAACCAAACUAAUAAACGCAAAUGAACACAGUGAGAAAUUUCCUUUGUAUUUAUUUAUUUCCCUACACGCAUACAAAAUAGGUGAUGAACUGUCACUUUUUACACAGUGCUCACGCACACUAUCAAAACAAAUGUUUGGUAGUGUGUGGGAACUCCGUGUAAAAGGGGUGUCAAACUAAAAAGUGACCCCGUUCGUUUGACAACAGUUGGUGUCAUACUAUCGGGGUUUGAGUGUACACGAAAUAAAGACUAUAAAACCCAAGUAACCAAUCAGCACUAAAAGUUGUAAUUGUUCAGCACUAACAGCGCUUUAUCUGCAGUGAAUAACAGCUGACAUGUUUUGGAAAUUGCUGGAAAUGCGCUUUUACAGCUGAUUGCAGCUGAGUUUGGACUUUAUAUCUCUGUUUUACAGCUAGGCCCCUACACAGUAAAAAAAAUUCUGUGUAAAAUCGCUUGCAAAAGCAUGCACAUCACCUUUGUGAGCAAAAGCAUGUAAUAUUGUAUGAGAAAACGUGUACACAAAAAGCAUGUACAAAAGAAAAAUCAAUUAAUUUUGACCACCCCACAAAUAACAUCAAUCUGGUGAGAGUCAUAUCCAGAUGUGUGAAUUUAGUUGGAUCAACA
Culex pipiens pallens (northern house mosquito) is the source of this 3386-nucleotide messenger RNA. RefSeq lists its product as uncharacterized. The transcript is spliced from 9 exons. Bases 1209 to 2351 code for a protein of 380 amino acids. The record is from RefSeq and is a predicted model, not a curated record. NCBI's taxonomy places the organism in Eukaryota, Metazoa, Arthropoda, Insecta, Diptera, Culicidae.